Messenger RNA from Paramacrobiotus metropolitanus, 2428 nucleotides. RefSeq lists its product as uncharacterized. Gene Ontology annotation, molecular function: protein binding. Bases 171 to 1994 code for a protein of 607 amino acids. The record is from RefSeq and is a predicted model, not a curated record. The transcript is spliced from 3 exons. Lineage: Eukaryota; Metazoa; Tardigrada; Eutardigrada; Parachela; Macrobiotidae.
UUGAGAAGAGUUUAGCUGUCGCGCUGUUUCUCGCUUUCUGUAGCGUAUGCGCUGUUUAGAACAGCCAAGCUUCUUUGGUAGGCAGAAUUCCGUAAAUUCUGCUCUACGCGUGAACCAUCACCAGGUCCACGCUCACAGCGUGACAACUCAUUCGGACACCCAGUAUAAGAAUGCACCUGUACGAGAAUGCUGAACGAUCGGUGUACGCAUGGAACGCUGUGGAUGUGGAGAUCAACGGACGAGUACAGCACGGCCACGUCGUUGGCGUAGAAAAGAAAGGGUCGCGUGUGAUCGUCGAUUUCGGAUGCCCGACACAGGAAGCUGUAGCGAUGGAAUGCGGGAAGGCCAUCGACUGCUCCAGAUGUGAGUACCAGGACUCGCGCAGAGGAGACGAGGUGGAGGUGCUGCUGCACGACGGCCCCGGACGCCCGUGGACCUGGUAUCCCGGUAGAAUGCUGAUUCCGGAGUUCAGGCCCCUCUAUUCUGUUCAGCUGGUGGAGGUGCUAGUGGCCGGGCAGUGGCGUCGCGAACUACUGCCCGGGGAUCAGAUCAGAGACCCGCCCUUACGGAACUGCCUUAUGCCGUGGGAUUUCGUCACGGAGACAUGCAGCGUGCCUAGCGGCUUCUGGACUCUGGAGCGGUCGGCAUCAGCGCUGCUGCUCCGGAAAAUUGAGCACGAGCUCAGGGUGCGAUUUAUCAAGGUUCUCAGUUGGAAGAUGCGUUAUGUGCGGCGAGAGGUUGGCCAUGUCAGUGACGAAGACGUGGCGGCGGUGUUUGAAAGAGAAAGAAGGAAUCUUGCAUUUUGCCAUGAAGUAAGCGAGAAAACCGACGCCUCGGAUGGUGAGCCGAAGCGGAAGAAGUCGUCGAGAGUCGUGGAAAGCGGUUUGGCGCUGUUGCCCUUGGAAGUGCUGAAGGAGGUCUUCCAUUCACUGGACACCGUCGACCGGCAGCGCUGUCGCCGCACCUGUCCGCUGUGGGAAACCCUUCUCACGUCGGUCGAGCUGUGCCGGGAUUUGCGUGUAAUGCGGCAAACGCCCUACCGGUUACCGCAUCCAGUACAGCUACAUCAGGAUUGCAAUUAUACCAUGUAUUGCUGUCUCUUCAAGCACAUCACGCGAGCCACCCGCACUAUCUGCAUCGCUGAUACCGACAAGUACAUCCUUAACAGCUGCACAAUGAAUGUUGCUGGUGAAGCGGUUGACGUUAUAAAGAAAGCGCUCAACGAUACCGGCAUCCGCAUACACCGUUUGAUACUGCACCGGCGAUCCAUGCAGUUCUCGUCGGAGUCCUGCAAUAAGUGUCCUCGGUGGAAAUUAAGCCGGAUGUCCCGCGACAUGACCAAGAAUAUUUCCAAGCUGGCUUCGUGCUGCGAUCGGUUGAUUCUGAAAGAUUUCGGACUUACACUGGUGAACAAGGCAGGCGAGGCGGUGAUGGGAUUCGGUAUUCCCGCUGCAGCCGUAGUCUUGGAGAGUGUCAAUGAGGCGCAGAUUGUGGACCUCCUCGAGGAGCAUCUGGAGUGCGAUGCACAGCCGUUGGAUAUGGAACGCAUCGCCCACUGCAUGGCCAGUCUCGCUGGCAGCCAGAAGAAAGCCAGGAUUGUGAAGAAGGUUUUCCGGGAUUAUCAAAGCUGCGAUCCGCGUCCGUCGGCGCAUUAUCGAAAUCACACGUGGACAGCGGACAGUGUGGCCGAAGUGGACAUGCGCCGGCUGAAUAAAUUCUGCCUGCAUGCCUUAGCGCGCUUCAUGCACAACUUGAGUGGAGCAUCCACACCGGAUGACCACGCCGAAGUUGGGCCGUCGAGCGAUUCUGAAUCCAGCGAAUCCGAAUCUGGCGAUGCCCAAAGCAUCGCUUCCAAGUCGAGCAGUGAACUCAGCGAUUCCAGCAGUGAAUCCAACGACUUCAGCGACUCUGAGAGGAAAUACAGUGAUUCCAGCAGUGAGUCCGUCAGUGGUUCCAACGAAUCCAGCAGCGCCGAAUCCGAUAGUGCUCAGUAAAAAAAUCAGAAGGUUGCUUAGGUUGUAGUUGACAGAAAAAUGGAGAAUGUUUCUGUUCAGCACCGGAAUGCUGCGAGCAUGCUCAUUGAUCUUAUACUUUUGCCAAUUUUUUAGCGAAAGUUAGUGCCAUUACUGCCAUGUGCGUUAUAGGCAUCCGGAUCGCCCAGUAGGGCAGCGAAAUGCAGUUUUUGUCUUGUGGGCUUGUGAAAACUCAAAACCGCUUUCUUCUUUUCGGUUUUUAUUCAUUUACUUGGAUUACUUCCGGCUGGUCGAUGCCUAAGCUGGUCUCGUUACAGUUUUUGCGAUACGUGUUUUUGAUUCAAACAUUUACCAUUUGCCUGAAUGUUUGUUAAUGGUGUUAUACAGUAUUUUAUAUCGUGAGUUGGCUCCCUUGUAAAACUUUGAUUGGAAAAAUCAAAAAAUAUAAAUCUACA